AUGACAACUGAGCUGAUGUCGUUAGUUAAGGGAAAGGACGAACCUCUUAGGGAGUUCAUCACCAGAUUCAACAAGGAGGAAACAACCAUUCCAAAUAUGAGUCAAGAGGUAGCGCUGCUAGCAAUGCAGAGAGCCUUGCUACCAGGCUCACCCAUCAGAGCGUACAUGGGGCGUAAGAGCCUCAAAACACAAGCUGAAGUGCUGGGUAAAGCGCACGAGUUCAUCAAGGCAGACGAAACAGACAGAGCCAUGCUGAGUAGGAAAGCACCGGGUGACUCAGCUAAGCGAGUAGAGGCUACCCGGGCAGAGAACACACCCAGGGCUGACCAGCCAAGCAGGGCAGAGCAAUGCCGCAGAGAAGCGAACAGGGCAGUGGGGGUGAGAAGGUCAGAUCUGAAGAGAGGGCCAAGACCUGGAAGGUUCGACCAAUAUACCCUGCUAACCCACUCAAGAUCUCAUAUCUUCAACGUGAACAAAGCUGAUGAUAAGUGGCAGAGACCCCCAAGGAUGGUCAAUAGAAACCGUGAUACCCGCAAGUGGUGUGACUUUCACAGAUAUUAUGGCCAUACCACCGAUGAAUGCACACACUUGAAGGAUAACAUAGAGGAUCUAGUCAGGAGAGGAUACUUAAAUCAGUUUAAGCAGCGCGAUGAUUCUCCUAGAAGGAAGGACGAGGAUAGAGCAGGCCGCGCUGACCGCAAAGGGGUUAUAGGGGUCCCGCUGGGGACAAAGACAAAGAUGGUAAGCCAGAGGGCAGGAUGUAUGUGA
This is a messenger RNA of Chenopodium quinoa (quinoa), 768 nucleotides long. RefSeq lists its product as uncharacterized. The coding region runs from base 1 to 768 and encodes 255 amino acids. NCBI's taxonomy places the organism in Eukaryota, Viridiplantae, Streptophyta, Magnoliopsida, Caryophyllales, Amaranthaceae. The record is from RefSeq and is a predicted model, not a curated record. The transcript has a single exon.